AUGAAACCUGUUACUUUACAUUUGAGAGCUGAAACUAAACCAUUGGAAGCACGUGCUGCUUUAACACCUUCUACUGUCAAGAGUUUGAUUUCUGCAGGCUUUAAGAUUUACGUUGAACAAAGCCCACAAUCCACUUUUAACAUCGAUGAAUAUAAAAAGGCUGGUGCUAUCAUUGUUCCUGCUGGUUCAUGGAAAACUGCACCAAAAGAUAGAAUUAUUAUUGGUUUGAAAGAAAUGCCAGAAACAGACACUUUCCCAUUGCACCAUGAACAUAUUCAAUUUGCCCAUUGUUACAAGAACCAAGCAGGCUGGCAAGACGUUUUGGGUCGUUUCAAAAGAGGUAACGGUUUAUUAUACGACCUAGAAUUUUUAGAAAAUGACAAGGGUAGAAGAGUUGCUGCUUUCGGAUUUUAUGCCGGUUUUGCAGGUGCUGCUUUAGGUUUGAAGGACUGGUGUUUUAAGCAAACCCACUCUGAUAGUAAAGAUUUACCAGGGGUUAAACCAUAUCCAAACGAAAACUGUCUAAUUACUGACGUUUCCAAAGAUUAUCAACUUGCCUUGAAAACCGGUGCCAAGCCACCAAAGGUUUUAAUUAUUGGUGCCUUGGGUAGAUGUGGUAGUGGUGCUAUUGAAUUGUUACACAAAGUUGGGAUCCCAGACAAAAAUAUUAUAAAAUGGGAUAUUAAAGAGACAUCUAGGGGUGGUCCAUUUACUGAAAUUGCCAACUCUGAUAUUUUUAUUAACUGCAUUUACUUAUCCAAGCCAAUUCCACCAUUUAUCAAUUAUGAAUUGUUAAACAAGCCAACAAGAAGAUUAAGAACUGUUGUUGAUGUUUCUGCCGAUACCACAAAUCCUCAUAACCCAAUACCUAUUUACAAUGUAGCCACAGUUUUUGAUAAGCCAACUGUUCCUGUCCCAACCACUCAAGGUCCAAAAUUAUCUGUUAUAUCUAUAGAUCAUUUGCCAUCUCUACUUCCAAGAGAGUCUUCUGAAUUUUUUGCAAGAGAUUUAUUACCUUCUUUAAAGGAAUUGCCAAACAGAGACACUGCUCCUGUUUGGGUCAGAGCUAAGAACUUGUAUGAAAAACAUUGCGGCCGUUUGGAUAGACAAUCUAAAUUAUGA
This is a messenger RNA of Saccharomycodes ludwigii, 1122 nucleotides long. It is a transcript of the gene LYS1, whose product is annotated as saccharopine dehydrogenase (NAD+, L-lysine-forming). The coding region runs from base 1 to 1122 and encodes 373 amino acids. Gene Ontology annotation, cellular component: cytoplasm. The record is from RefSeq and is a predicted model, not a curated record. Gene Ontology annotation, molecular function: saccharopine dehydrogenase (NAD+, L-lysine-forming) activity. The transcript has a single exon. Lineage: Eukaryota; Fungi; Ascomycota; Saccharomycetes; Saccharomycodales; Saccharomycodaceae.